Messenger RNA from Adineta steineri, 830 nucleotides. The record is from the annotation of a GenBank genome assembly. Lineage: Eukaryota; Metazoa; Rotifera; Eurotatoria; Adinetida; Adinetidae.
CAACCACAACAUCAACAUCAACAACAACAACUACAACAUCAACAACUACAACCACAACAACAACUACUACAACAACAACUACUACAACCACAACAACAUCAACAUCAACUACAACUACAACAACAACAAGUACUACUGCUUAUAAAAAUGGCUGUAACGCACUAAAUACUACUGGUUUGGUUGCCUGUUAUUCAUUCGAUUUUGGUUCUACAUUUGACAAUGGUCCAAAUCAUCUUAAUGGAACUCUAGUUGGCAAUGUGACUACUGUUAGUGGCCACCUUAAUCAAGCUUUGUUGUUUAAUUCAAAUGCUUCAUAUUUCUAUACUGGUGGUCUAGUUGCUUUAGGAACAUCUAAUCAAGCUUUUUCUUUCUCAUUCUGGAUGAAACCUAUAUCAGUCACUGGUGGUACUAUCGUUCAUAUAUCGGUUGGACCAAAUGGUUACAGUAACGGGGCAACAAUUUGGUGUGUAGCAUUUAUCGGAUUUAACUCUAGUGGUAAACUUAUUGCUCAAGUCUAUAACUCUGCUCCAGUUGCUGUUACCGGACCCAUUAUUAAUUUGAACGUAUGGACACAUGUAGUAGAAACAUACAGCACUACAAACGGAGUGACUUUAUACAUUAACGGAACAUUGUUUGGAUCAACAGGUGCCACAAGUUAUACAGCUAGUGGUUAUACAGAUUAUAUACACCUUGCUUAUUAUGGAACGCAAGGGAGUCCAUGCGCGGCUGGUAACAUUAAUCCAGGACAGUUUAUGGGAGCUAUUGAUGAGUUUAGAGUUUAUAGUCGUGAGCUUACUUCAUUGGAUGUCAGUGCACUUGCAAAUCAAUAA